Molecule: messenger RNA, 1160 nt
Organism: Protomyces lactucae-debilis
Lineage: Eukaryota; Fungi; Ascomycota; Taphrinomycetes; Taphrinales; Protomycetaceae
Product: mitochondrial acyl-CoA dehydrogenase
Exons: 1
Coding region: 44-1105 (353 amino acids)
Cellular component (GO): mitochondrion
Molecular function (GO): flavin adenine dinucleotide binding; acyl-CoA dehydrogenase activity
Source: RefSeq, a predicted model, not a curated record
GGCUCGAUUCGCUCAGGAUGUCGUGGCGCCCAAGGUGUACGAAAUGGAUGAGAAGGAAAAGAUGGAUCCAGCCAUCAUCAAGGGUUUGUUUGAUCUCGGUCUCAUGGGCAUUGAGACAUCAGUGGAUCAUGGUGGUGCAGGUGCUUCCUUCACCUCUGCCAUUGUCGCUAUUGAAGAACUUGCUAAAGUCGACCCAAGCGUGUCUGUCAUGUGCGAUGUUCACAACACACUCGUCAACACGGUCCUGCGUAAGCAUGCGACCAAGGAACUUCAAGACAAAUAUCUCCCUCAACUCUCGUCAGAGAAGAUUGGGUCAUUUGCAUUGAGUGAGCCAGUUUCGGGAUCCGAUGCCUUUGCGCUCAAGACAACAGCCAAGAAGAAUGCAGAUGGCGACUACAUCAUCAACGGUGGCAAGAUGUGGAUCACCAACGGCGGUGAAGCAGAAAUCUUCCUCAUUUUCGCAACAAUGGACCCAUCCAAGGGUUACAAGGGCAUCACUUGCUUCCUUGCCGAGAAGGAGUGGGGUGUUCAAGUUGCCAAGAAGGAGAUCAAGCUCGGUAUUCGCGCUUCCUCCACCGCAGCCAUCAACUUUGAUGACUUGAAAAUCCCAAAGGAGAACUUGGUCGGAAAGGAAGGCGAAGGCUACAAGAUCGCCAUUGGCAUCCUCAACGAAGGCCGUAUCGGUAUCGCUGCACAAAUGACAGGUCUCGCGAUGGGAUCUAUGGAUAAAGCACUCAAAUACUGUUUCUCUGACCGUAAACAGUUUGGUCAGUACAUUGGUGACUUUCAAGGGAUGCAACACCAAUUUGCCGAAUCAGCCGUUGAGCUGGAAGCUGCACGUUUGUUGACGUACAAUGCAUCGCGUCUCAAGGAGGCGGAAAUGCCAUUCGUUAAGGAAGCAGCCAUGGCUAAGCUUUAUGCAUCGCAAGUCGCACAGCGCGUCAGUGGCAAGUCGAUUGAAUGGAUGGGUGGAGUUGGCUUCACCCGUGAACUUGGUAUUGAAAAGUACUGGCGUGAUAGUAUGAUUGGCAGUAUCUACGAAGGUACUAGCAAUAUUCAAAAGACCACUAUUGCCAAGUUCCUCGCGGCAGAGUAUCGUAAGUAGAGUAAACAUAGCCAUAGCAUUGCAAAUAGGAUAAAAAAGGUUAUCAUUUGGAGAC